AUGAUUUCCUUUUUACUUCUCAUCUUCCUCAUACAGCUGGCCAUAUAUAUCGUCAAUACGAUCGGCGCAAGUACAAUCGAUGAUCUGCUAUGGAUCCUCUACCUACGACUUCCCGUCCCCAUCUCCAAAGAUGCCCGUAAAAACGCCGAGCUCAAGCGCGAUGUCGUCCAACUCAAACGGGAAAUGAACGCGACCAGCUCGCAGGACGAGUUUGCCAAAUGGGCGAAGCUACGAAGGAAGCAUGACAAGGCCAUGGAGGAAUACGAGGCGAUGACCCGAUGGCUAACCCUCAACGGACCUCGCCUGUUCAUCCAAUUCUACUACACCAAAACCCCUGUCUUUGAUCUUCCGGCUGGGUGGUUCCCGUAUCCCGUCGAAUGGAUUUUGUCGUUUCCGCGAGCGCCGCUGGGAUCGGUUAGUAUCCAGGUAUGGAGCAGUGCUUGUGCGACUGUUAUUUCGCUGGCGGGCGAUGUGGUGAUAUCGAUUUUACAGAGGGGACAGGCGAGCAGCAGACAGGCUCAGGCUGUUCCGGCUGAAAAGACCAAAUAG
Molecule: messenger RNA, 549 nt
Organism: Talaromyces amestolkiae
Lineage: Eukaryota; Fungi; Ascomycota; Eurotiomycetes; Eurotiales; Trichocomaceae
Exons: 3
Coding region: 1-549 (182 amino acids)
Biological process (GO): tail-anchored membrane protein insertion into ER membrane
Cellular component (GO): GET complex
Source: RefSeq, a predicted model, not a curated record